Messenger RNA from Alternaria postmessia, 1110 nucleotides. RefSeq lists its product as uncharacterized. The record is from RefSeq and is a predicted model, not a curated record. Bases 1 to 1110 code for a protein of 369 amino acids. Gene Ontology annotation, molecular function: dioxygenase activity. NCBI's taxonomy places the organism in Eukaryota, Fungi, Ascomycota, Dothideomycetes, Pleosporales, Pleosporaceae. The transcript is spliced from 3 exons.
AUGCCGUCAGCGGUGCCGCAAGAACCACCACCCAUCGCGAAGUGGAAGCGACCCCAGCACACGACCGAGGACUUGAACUGGGCAGAUAUUAAGAUCAUCGAUCUAUCCAAAUUCGACGAGCCUAAUGGGAAACAGAAAUUGGCUGAAGAAUUAAGAGACGCUGUGCACCACACAGGUUUCUUCAGCGUCACUGGUACUGGCUUCACCCAAGAAGAGAUUGAUCGGCAAUAUGACAUCGGUCAAGCUUACUUCAACUUGCCAUUGGAGGAGAAGGGCGACCCAGAGUACCGAUGUGAUUUCGCAAAUGGAAACUAUUUCGGGUACCGCGCUGCAAACGAGAAGAAGAUAAUGGGUACAACCGUUCUCGAUAAUGUCGAAUCGAUCAACAUACCUAAAUUUAUUCCUUCAAACUCUCACGAACCAUUCCACCCAUUCUUGCAUUCGUUCCGGUCCGAGAUUGAGGACUUUUCCCGUCGAUCUCUGGACAUCGCUUCGAAGAUCUUCAAGCUCUUCUCCUUGAUACUAGAACUACCAGAAAAUUACUUCUCUGACCAGCACCGCUACGAUGACCCGUCAGAAGACCAUCUCCGCUACAUGAUUUACCACCCCCGUCCUGCCGCCGACGACGCCAAGGUUCAAAAUACCUGGUCUCGCGCGCACACGGAUUUUGGAAGUUUGACUCUACUGUGGAGCCAGGAUGUUGCUGGUCUACAACUCAAAACGCCGACUGGAGAAUGGAAGUACGUCCCACCUGUACCCAACGGCAUCGUUUGUAAUGUUGGCGAUACUCUGUCCUUUUGGUCGGCAGGCUAUCUAAAGUCAACUAUCCAUCGGGUUAUUAGACCGCCAGAGGAUCAAGCAUACAUCCACCGACUGGGCUUGUUUUACUUUGUUCGACCAGGAAACGAUGUGGAUAUCAAGCCGGUGGCGUCGCCGCUACUGAGGAGAUUGGGUCUUGUUGGCGAUGAUGCGGCCCACAAGAAGCCGGUGAGGGGAUUGGAAUAUGUGAGAGAGAGGGUGAAGGACUACCACGAUCAUACGGAUUACGCAGAUAAGAAGGGAAAGAAGUUCAAGGUAGGAGAUUUGGAAAUCGAGGACGAAGCCGCGUAG